AUGGAAUCCCGUUAUGACACCUUCCAGGAAGCCAUUGACUCAUUGCAAACUCAGGUUUCCGCCUUAUCCCUUCCACCCACUACUAGUCCCUUCCCUCCCUCUAUAGUCCAACUUGCUCCUUCUAGUUCUCCACCAUCCACUAGUUCCUCACCUGUCACUUCACCAUUUCCCAUUCCUCCCAACCCCCUUUAUGGUAUGCCCUAUCCUCUCACCGUCACAAACCUUCUUCCUCCCACACACAGUAGUGCUUCUGUCACCCUUCCACCCCAACCAAACACCUCUUUUCCUUUUUCUUCCCCUCAGCCAUACCCCUCCUCUCAUAUUCCGUUCCAACCACCAUUAAACCACCAUAAUACUAUACCCUUCACCCACCUCCACCAUAAUACCCCGCCUCCCACACCAACCUCCCCUCUACGACCUCCCAAAUUACAACUGAACCUUUUUUACGGCUUUGAAUCUUUAGAUUGGCUCUUUGAGGCCGAGCAAUAUUUUUCAUUAUACCAAGUUCCUCCUGAACAUCGUAUUUACAUGUGUUCAUUCUACAUGAAAGGUGACGCCUGGAGUUGCUAUAAAUGGAUGUACCACAACUCCCAAUUUUCCACCUAG
Vigna unguiculata (cowpea) is the source of this 606-nucleotide messenger RNA. NCBI's taxonomy places the organism in Eukaryota, Viridiplantae, Streptophyta, Magnoliopsida, Fabales, Fabaceae. The record is from RefSeq and is a predicted model, not a curated record.